This is a messenger RNA of Perkinsus marinus ATCC 50983, 960 nucleotides long. RefSeq lists its product as hypothetical. The coding region runs from base 1 to 960 and encodes 319 amino acids. NCBI's taxonomy places the organism in Eukaryota, Perkinsozoa, Perkinsida, Perkinsidae. The record is from RefSeq and is a predicted model, not a curated record. The transcript has a single exon.
AUGUAUGGGCGGGAGCCGCCUACAUUAUUUUUCCCAGCUUUGGAACCUUACGUUGAUUACGUGUUUGAUCCACAAGGUUAUCAGCGCCAUUUGUCUAGUAUUCGGGCUUGUAUCGAGGACAAUGUCGACGAGUGGGUUACUGCUCAUGGUGCUGGGUUCCAAGCUCUGAAAGAGAGGGAGAAGAUUGCUGCUGCACGUCGACAUUUUGUGGGACAACGUGUAAGGCUGAGGAUACACCAUCCUAACAAUUUGCCAGGUCGGAAGUUAUUACCGAGAUGGCAGUUGAAUUGGUAUAUUGCUAAGUUCGUCCCGGGAACACACUUGAAGACGGUGGUCCUUCGACACUACCCCUCCAAGGAAGAGAAGGUUAUCUCUACUGACUAUAUAGUUCCCGAUCCGGUACAGCCUGCCGAUGUCCCGGUAGAGCUUGGCAUUGUUAGGUUGGAUCCUCCCGUAGAAGAGGGGCCGCGUAUAGAGCAGUUUCCAUUUCGUGAUGAGUUGGUUCGCUCGGCUGCUUCUAGACGGUCUGCUAGAUCUUCGGUUGUCCCGGACGUCGAAGCUCCUGCUAAUCUUCGGUUGGUCGACAUUCCCUAUGUGUAUGAUGGUGAUGAUCUUGACCCUUUAGCAGAAAGACGAGAUGAUCUGCUUCCGAGACUGGAGGCACCAUCGUCUGGUUCUGCACAGGUCGGUGUGCCGAGACUGGAAACCCCUAUUCCAGUUCCUGUACAAUUAGGGUCUGCCGUUCUCCGGUCUCCUGCCACGAGUGGGGCAGCUUCCCAGGCUACUGUUAGGUCUGGGCCGGCUGUGGUACCUGCUGGUUUGGAGUCCUCUGGUAAUUCUUCCUCGUUGGGACUGGAUUCUGCUUCGCAGGAAUGUGGUGCCUCUAGAAGGUCACUGCCUUUCUCGGCUUCCACUCCCACCCAUGUAGUGUCGGCCCCUGCAGCCGACUUCGAGCAGUAA